CGAAUUUAUAGAUUAUUAAUCAUUUUAGCUGUAAUAUUAUUCCAACUUAAAAGAAAUGGUGAAGUCUAAGAAAAGCAAAGGAUUAGCAGGAAACACUGCGAAUGUUAACACACAGAACAGCGCUGAAGCUGAAAGCGAAAAUGAAGGUGAGUCUGAAGUUGCAACACUACAACGCCGCUGCACUUUUCUUGAAGGGAAUAAACAAGCAUAUGAACGGGAAACAUAUGAGAAAAUCAGGAAACAGGAAAAGCUAAUUAAACAACUUGAGCAAGAGAGACAGGAUAUUGUAUUAAAUCUAGAGGGAGUGAGGGGCCACAGAAAUGAGAAGCAUAAGGAGAAGAUUGAAGAAGCUUUAAACUCUCUGAUUGAAAAAGGAGAUGAUAUUGACACGAAAAUAAUGCAUGAAGCGAAGAAACAUGCAAGAUUCAAUAAGGAGAUUAAAGAACUUGAAGCAAAGCUUGACAAGGAAAGGAAGGUUUUGGCAGAAAAAAAAGACCCUGUCAACAAAAUUAGAAAACUAAGAAACCAUGAUGCUCAGGCAUCAGGAAAAUAUAACACAUUCAUAUCUACCAAUUCCAAACUUCGAGAAGAAAUUGAGACACUCAGAGGGGAGAAAGAAAAGUUUCAGCAACUCUACAAAAAGAUUCAAAAGGAGCUUGAAAAAAUACGGAAGGAAUGUGUGAAAGUUACUCAGGAGGCAAAUGAAGCCCAUCGUAUAAGAGAAGAGGCUCAGGCUAAAAUUCUGAGAGUUGCUGAGCAAACGACGAAUGACCUUGACCAGUACACCACAGAGUUAAGUGAAAUUCAAAGAGAGCUGAAACACUCUGGGAGAGUUGAACGGUUUCUCCAAGAGAAAACAAAACACAGAGAACCAGAUGCAGAGUUUCUGGCUGCAAAGAAAAAAAGAGAGUCCAAAAAGCAAGACUGUGGAGAGGAUAAAUGA
This is a messenger RNA of Polypterus senegalus (gray bichir), 943 nucleotides long. RefSeq names its product coiled-coil domain-containing protein 114-like. Gene Ontology annotation, cellular component: axoneme. The coding region runs from base 56 to 943 and encodes 295 amino acids. The record is from RefSeq and is a predicted model, not a curated record. NCBI's taxonomy places the organism in Eukaryota, Metazoa, Chordata, Cladistia, Polypteriformes, Polypteridae. Gene Ontology annotation, biological process: outer dynein arm assembly; cilium movement. The transcript has 10 exons.